Messenger RNA from Aspergillus versicolor CBS 583.65, 909 nucleotides. RefSeq lists its product as uncharacterized. The transcript is spliced from 4 exons. The coding region runs from base 1 to 909 and encodes 302 amino acids. NCBI's taxonomy places the organism in Eukaryota, Fungi, Ascomycota, Eurotiomycetes, Eurotiales, Aspergillaceae. The record is from RefSeq and is a predicted model, not a curated record.
AUGGAAUCCUGCAAUAAUUUCACAUACCAAGUUUUCUCGCUCAUCGAAAGACACAAAUUUAAUUUCGAGGUCAAAAAGGCGAACAAAACGUACGAGAAGCGAGCCAUACCUAGGAAGCUGGGCCGUGGACGACGCGAACACGGACCAGACGAUUACAUGGUUCCCUAUUGCUACAACCUUGAAUCCAGAAGUAUUAGACAAAUCAAGAAGCAGUGGACUAUUGGCACAUCUCUGAAAACUUUCAAGCUGGCCAACUAUCUCAAGACAAUCUGGGAACUUCCUCAGAGAAUCAAAGAUGAAAGGGCCGCGAUAAAAUAUAAAGUCGACCUGCUGCUAUGGAGCGCUACAACUAUCGCCAAAAGGGACACGGAGUGCGAGGACCUUACGGCCACAAGGAUGGUUCGACUCACCGAGAAGCGGAAAAUGAGUAUGCCAUUCAUGAGCAACGGCUUCCAGCUUCAGCUCGAAGGGCAGGUCGACAAUGUGAUAUUCGCUGGAGAUGAAGGAGAUCUUGAUGCCACUCUGAUUGUCUUCAGAGCAACAAAGCCAGGACGCGCUCAAGUCUGGACUUUGCUCAAGCUAAUGGCAACAAUUCACCAUGCCCGGAAGCUCGCUGGGAAAGACUCUGAAAUCUACGGUAUCGCCACAGACAGCCGCGAAUGGGCGUUCGCCCACAUCAACAGCAAAAGCCAGUACUCACUCUGGUUCCUAUCAUGGAAAUACGAUUCCCCAGACGUUGUCGCCCACGUCAUGCGGAUCAUCGAUUAUUCGAUUACUCGUGCCGAAGCCGCAGUUAGGGCUCCCUCUAAUAGACCUACUACCGGCCGAGUAACGGGCUGUAAAAUCUUUGACCCCAAGGAAUUGAUCUAUUCUCCUCUGGAAGAGUCUGAAGAGGAAGGAUACGAUUAG